This is a messenger RNA of Meloidogyne enterolobii, 162 nucleotides long. Lineage: Eukaryota; Metazoa; Nematoda; Chromadorea; Rhabditida; Meloidogynidae. The record is from the annotation of a GenBank genome assembly.
AUGGUUUUAGACCGUUUCUUUCUUCUAGUUUUUUCAAUUUUAAAUAUGGCUACUUUUUCAAUUAUUAUUUCUGCUCCAACACUAUUUGAUUUUAGAGAACCGUUGAAUAUUACUGUCCCAAGUUUGUUUUUUUUUAUUUUUUAUUUUGAAAAUUUUUUUUGA